UUUGCACAGUCUUAAAUGUGCAAACCUCAACAUAGGGUCACUGACCCGACCGGUCAGCUGGCUCAUAUAAGGACAGCAAGUCAGGCCUGCGUGCUCAGUGAUGGCGUCUGUUCGAUGGUCCUGCAUCAUCUUGGCCCUGCUCUCCGGCUUGGUGGUCCCGGCUUCCCAAGAAGCCCCUCCCGGCUGCUUGAGAAACGGAGCCUCCCGGAAGGGGCUGAUGCCAUUGAGAUCCAUAGCACCAAGAUCAGCUGCAAGGUGACCUCCCGCUUUGCUCACAAUGUCGUCACCACGAAGGCCAUCAACCGGGCAAACACCGCCAAGGAGGUUUCCUUUGACGUGGAGCUUCCCAAGACAGCCUUCAUCACCAACUUCUCCUUGACCAUCGAUGGUGUCACCUACCCUGGGAAUGUCAAGGAGAAGGAAGUCGCUAAGAAGCAGUAUGAAAAGGCUGUGUCCCAGGGCAAGACCGCUGGCUUGGUCAAGGCCUCCGGGAGGAAGCUGGAGAAAUUCACAGUCUCGGUCAAUGUAGCUGCGGGCAGCAGUGUCACCUUUGAGCUCACCUAUGAGGAGCUGCUGAAGAGGCACAAGGGCAAGUAUGAGAUGUACCUCAAGGUCCAGCCCAAGCAACUGGUGAAGCACUUUGAGAUCGAGGCAGACAUCUUUGAGCCCCAGGGCAUCAGUACACUGGACGCUAAGGCCUCAUUCAUCACCAAUGACGUCCUGAGCAGUGCCCUCACCAAGUUUUUCUCGGGGAAAAAGGGCCAUGUGUCUUUCAAGCCCAGCUUGGAUCAACAGCGUUCAUGCCCUACCUGUACAGACUCCCUCAUCGACGGAGAGUUCACCAUCAGCUACGACGUGAACAGAGAGUCUCCAGCCAACGUGCAGAUCGUCAAUGGCUACUUUGUGCACUUCUUUGCACCUCAAGGCCUUCCCGUGGUGCCUAAGAACAUAGUCUUCGUGAUUGACGUCAGCGGCUCCAUGCAGGGUCGGAAAAUGGAGCAGACAAAGGAUGCCCUCCUCAAAAUCUUGGAUGAUAUGAAAGAGGAUGACUUCCUGAAUUUCAUCCUGUUCAGUGGAGAUGUGACCAUUUGGAAAGAGAAUUUAGUUCAAGCGACACCUGAGAACAUCCAGGAAGCCAGGGAGUUUGUGAGGAGUAUUCAAGAUCAAGGAAUGACCAACAUCAACGAUGGGCUGCUGAGAGGCAUCAGUAUGCUGAAAGAGGCCCGGGAGAAGCACAGAGUCCUGGACAGGAGUACCUCCAUCGUCAUCAUGCUGACCGACGGGGAUGCCAACGUUGGUGAAAGCAGACCCCCCAAAAUCCAGGAGAAUGUACGGAACGCCAUUGGUGGCAAGUUCCCCUUAUAUAACCUGGGCUUUGGGAACAACCUGAAUUAUAACUUCCUGGAAAGCAUGGCCCUGGAGAAUCAUGGGUUUGCCCGGCGCAUUUAUGAGGAUUCUGAUGCCAACUUGCAGUUGCAGGGCUUCUAUGAGGAGGUGGCCAACCCGCUGCUGACAGGUGUGGAGGUGGAAUACCCCGAGAAUGCCAUCUUGGACCUCACCCAGAACACUUACAAGCACUUCUAUGAUGGUUCUGAGAUCGUGGUGGCCGGGCGUCUGGUGGACGAGGAAAUGAACAACUUCAAGGCAGAUGUGAAGGGCCAUGGGGCCGUCAACGAUCUGACCUUCACAGAGGAGGUGGACAUGAAGGAGAUGGAAAAGGCCCUGAAGGAGCAGGACUACAUUUUUGGGAACUACAUCGAGCGGCUCUGGGCCUACCUCACCAUUGAGCAGCUGCUGGAGAAACGCAAGAACGCCCAGGGUGACGAGAAGGAGAACCUCACAGCCCAGGCCCUAGACUUGUCCCUCAAGUACCACUUUGUUACUCCUCUGACCUCCAUGGUGGUGACCAAGCCUGAGGACAAUAAGAACCAGAUGGCCAUUGCUGACAAACCUGGGGAAGGGUCUGCGGAUACAGUGAUCCCCUCCAUGGCUUACCUGAACAGCUACCAGCCUCCUGUAAAACCCUACUACUAUGUGGACGGAGACCCCCACUUCAUCAUCCAAGUUGCGGAGAAAGAUGAUGCCAUCUGCUUCAACAUUGACGAGGAACCAGGCACAGUGCUGCGCCUCAUCCAGGACCCCGUUACAGGCUUCACAGUCAAUGGGCAGAUCAUCAGUGACAAGACAGGAAGCCCUAACUCCGAGACCAGAAAGACUUACUUUGGCAAACUGGGCAUUGCCAAUGCUCAGAUGGACUUCCGGAUUGAGGUAACGCCGGAGAAGAUUACUCUGUGGAAUGGGGCUGCACAGAGCACUUUCAGCUGGCUGGACACAGUCAAGGUCACGCAGGACGGGCUGUCCGUGAUGAUUAACAGAAGGAAGAACAUGAUGGUCUCCUUUGGAGACGGGGUUACCUUUGUGGUUGUCCUGCACCAGGUGUGGAAGAAACACCCCGUCCACCAGGACUUCCUGGGCUUCUAUGUGGUGGACAGUCACCGGAUGUCAGCACAGACACAUGGGCUGCUGGGACAAUUUUUCCACCCCUUUGACUUUCAAGUGUCUGACAUCCACCCAGGGUCUGACCCCACAAAGCCACAAGCCACAAUGGUGGUGAAGAACCAUCAGCUGACAGUCACCAGGGGCUCCCAGAAAGACUACAGGAAGGAUGUCAGCAUCGGCACAAAGGUGGCCUGCUGGUUCGUCCACAAUAAUGGCCAAGGGCUGAUUGACGGUGUCCACAGUGACUACAUCGUCCCUGACCUGUUCUGAGUAGACGUACCAGCUCCUGCCGAGAUGGCUGGUUCAGCUCACCUGACACCUGGCACGGGGGCACAGAGCGGGGCCUAAGGGGGGGCUGUGAUAAUAAAGGCCAAGGUGGAAGCCAGACCGCC
This is a messenger RNA of Rhinolophus ferrumequinum (greater horseshoe bat), 2891 nucleotides long. RefSeq names its product inter-alpha-trypsin inhibitor heavy chain 3 (gene ITIH3). Gene Ontology annotation, molecular function: serine-type endopeptidase inhibitor activity. Gene Ontology annotation, biological process: hyaluronan metabolic process. The record is from RefSeq and is a predicted model, not a curated record. Lineage: Eukaryota; Metazoa; Chordata; Mammalia; Chiroptera; Rhinolophidae.